CUGAAGUCAUGGGAAGUGAGGAUACGUCUAAAAAGUGGAUCUGCAUAUGACUGGGAAAGCGGGAGAAGAAUGCAGAGAGAUAUCGUAGGAAAGAGAAGACACUGUCCCUUCAAGGGACAAAACAACAUCCAUCACGUCUCAUACAAGCGGUUCAGGAGGCGGAUAAUCCAGAGGAGCUGCAGUGAGAGUCCUGCUGCGAGUACGCCGCUGACCACAGGGGGGCAGUGUGAGCUCAGCUUUGAGUUUGAUACCAUCUGUCAGAGGCUGGAGCUGGACUCUCCUCAGAGACACUAUGAACCAGAACACAGAGUCCUACAGGGAAACCUUCAAGAGAAAGUUAUAACAGGAGGCGAGACCUACCGAGCUGCUGAUUCACCCAAGAUAACAGCACACACUCUCACUGCAGGCGCACGUCCUUCCACAGAAAGUGCACCAGAACAGGGAUGGGUGUGGAGUGCUGCAGAUCAAGAACAUGAAACCUCUCAGCGGGCUGGUUUUGAUGGGAGACGACAUGACAUGGAGCCGUUUGCGGUUCUGGAAAAACCUUCUGUGCGACUGCAGGGAGAGCCAGUGAUGACGCUGGCAGCACCAUCUCUGCUGAACGACUACUACUCUAAUCUGCUCGACUGCAGUUGUAACGGUAUCAUUGCAUUAGCACUGGGCUCUUCUGUUUACCUUUGGAAUUCAGAAACUCAAGCUCUGCUGGGAUGCUUGGAACCAAAUCCAAAACCAGAGCCCCCAUACCAUCAAACCAAGUCCAUCUCGAGUCUGUGCUGGAGCAGAGACGGCAGAGCUCUCUGCAUCGGAACCAGACGAGGGGAGCUGCAGUUGUGGGAUGUUGAACAGAACCAGAGGGUGAGGCGUCUGCUGUCAACCGUUUCUGUGGUCAGAGCUAUUUCCUGGAAGCAGCAGUUACUCAGCAGCGGCUCUGUUCUUGGAUGCAUCCAUCACUUUGACCCCCGGGCCUCUACACCUCUGGUGGGUGCAGCCAUUCAAAACGAUGGGAUCUGCAGCCUGCAGUGGUCACCAGGAGAUGACAUGCUGGCCAGUGGCUCGACAGAAGGCCUCCUGUGUGUAUGGGAUAGUGACAUCGCAGGGUUCACAAGAUCACGUCAGCCAAUCACUGUGAUGAAACAGCCCAGUGCUGUAAAGGCGAUGGGUUGGUGUCCAUGGCAGAGUCAGACCAUUGCUACAGGAGGGGGGUGGAAAGAUGGAGAGCUGAGGAUCUGGGACACAGAUUCAGCAACUUGUGUGACUUCUGUGAACACAAACUCACAAGUGUGUUCUCUACGUUGGGCUGAGAAGAGAAGAUAUGUGGUGACAGGUCAUGGCCUUCCUCAUCACCAAGCCACCUGCUGGAGCUGGGAUUUUCCCCACCUCAGCCCGACCUUGCAGCUCACAGGUCAUUCUCAGAGAGUCCUGCACGUGACUUUAAACCCUGACAGUACUCAGAUUUUCUCUGCUGGAGCUGAUCAACGUAUUAACAUCUGGGACAUUUAAAGAUCAACACAUAGUUCACACCAUGACAGACAUGUGAAACACCAUUGUUUGCACACACACAAAGACCACGAAGCUCACAAGAAACAUUUCCUGUUCAAUUUUCGGAACUAACCACAAUGUCAAGACAGCUCAUGACACUAGCUUUGACAUGAUCACUUGUAAAGAUUUGGCAACUACUCUCUACGGCAGGGGUGUCAAACUAAUUUCAGUUCAGGGGCCACACACAGCCCAAAUUGAUCUGAAGUGGG
This is a messenger RNA of Notolabrus celidotus (New Zealand spotty), 1748 nucleotides long. Its product is annotated as cell division cycle protein 20 homolog B-like. Gene Ontology annotation, cellular component: anaphase-promoting complex. Gene Ontology annotation, molecular function: protein binding; anaphase-promoting complex binding; ubiquitin ligase activator activity. NCBI's taxonomy places the organism in Eukaryota, Metazoa, Chordata, Actinopteri, Labriformes, Labridae. The record is from RefSeq and is a predicted model, not a curated record. The transcript is spliced from 12 exons. The annotation marks the transcript as partial. Gene Ontology annotation, biological process: positive regulation of ubiquitin protein ligase activity; anaphase-promoting complex-dependent catabolic process; positive regulation of anaphase-promoting complex-dependent catabolic process.